AUGUCUGUGAGCUAAAUAGAAAUCAUUUAACCAGACAAUAGCAAGGCUAAUUUCAUUCUUUUUCCAAAGCGCUUGAGUCUAACAAAAGACAACGAGUCUGCAUCAAAGCGUCGUAUAAGUGGUUCGGUCAGUAAUUACAAUAAGAUAUUCGAAAAAAUUCAAUCUAUUUAAAUGUUGAAGGAUAAAUCAGCUUUAGGAGUAUAACAAUAGCCUUAGUCAUCAGCUAAUCCAGUUCAUUUAUAGAGAGAUUGUAUUAACAGCACUGUGUAGGAAAAUUUAAAAAAUAAUUAUCAUUCAGAUCCUUAUCCUCACUAAAAAUAGAAUAUUUAGAUUUUCAAUUCAUCUUUCUUAUAAUAAAAUAAUCAGUAACCAAUUUAUGCCAAAUAAACAGGUAGCUUGCUUCCUGCCGUUUUAAAUUUGCAGCAAUAAUAAAAGGAGUCAUUUGCUAAAAAGAGAUCAAUUUCUAGUCAAUCUUUUGGAGCUAAGGAUUAUGGAUAAAAUUCAACUCCGUCUACUGCAUCAUCUUAAAAUAAUGACAGUUCAGGGAUGUCAUAUAAUACUCUUCUUAGAUCAUCUAUAAAUUUUAAUAAUCAAAAUAGUAUUCAUUCAAAUAAUGCAAAUAAAAGUGUUAAUAUCAAUAGCAGCCAGAAAUUAAUAAACUGUUAAUAAUAACAUUACUUCUCUGAUAAACAAACAAAGUAGUCACACAUAAAUCAAAAAAGUGUUCACUUUCGUAAUAACACUUCUAAUUAGUAUUUAAACACAGAUAAAUAGUUAUAAUUUGAAAACGUAUGUUCUAAGAAUCAAUAGCAAACUUUUAACCAAAUAGCUGCACCUCAUUGUAUUAAUAUUUAAAAAUCUAAAUUUACUAAUAGUCAAAAUACAAAAAAUUUGACAAGCACACCAGAUAUUCAAAAAUUAAGAAAUUCUGAUACAUUUAGUAAUAGCGUAGCUGCUUUCAAUCCAUCAUACUCUCAGUAACCACUAAUAAAAGAACGUCGUAUAAUAAGAGUAAAUUCUAUUUUAAAGAAGAAAGUGGUUGAUUAAGAUCAAUUUUAUCAGCAUGAUUAAUAAUUUGAAACCAAUAAUUUGGCAACAAGCGAAAGUUUUGAAGAAAACAACAGUUCUUAAGUAAUUGCUAAGAAUUUCGAAAGUGCUCCUCCAUUUAUUAAUGAUUUAGACAUAACUGAAACAAGUAGCAGCCAAGAAAACAAAAAUUCUCUCUGUGAAAACAUAUAAUAAUACUAAAAAAAAGCAUAUUAAAUCGUUCGUAAAAGAUGCAAUAGUGCUUCUCCAAAGAAAUGCGUCAAAUUUGAUGAAAACGUUUUAGUUUGCAACAUGCACACUUCGACAAAAACACAAUACAAACUAUCCUAAAAGGAAAUGAAGUAGGAACUAAUAUAAUAGUGUUCGCAAUUUCGUAAAGACCUUCGUCUUUUGAGAAUGCAAUACCAAAAUCAAUAACAACAAUAGCAAAAAAUAAAACAUGAACAGCUAAUGUAUUAACUCAAUGAACUGAUGACUCUAUCUCAGUAAAACCAAAAUAGCGACAUAAAUUUAUAAAAGUUUGGACCAACUCUACCCAUAAAGCAAUACACAAAAUUCAAAGUGCUUUCUAAAUUAGAUAAAAACCAAGAAUAAGAAAAAUACUUGCAAAAAAUAGAGCAAAUAGACAAACAAUAUAAGCAAAAUCUAGCCUUAAAAUUACAAACCACUUACUCUAUAAAAUAUUUCAAUUAAAUGUAAUAAAAUUUAUAACAAUAACAACCACAAUAAUAAAUUAAUUAAAAUCCACUAAACCAGCAAUAAUAACAAUAUUAAAUGUACCCUAACAAACCAAACCCAAAUAUAUUUAAUAACUCUCUCAUAAAAAAUUUAAUAUCCCAAUGA
Tetrahymena thermophila SB210 is the source of this 1890-nucleotide messenger RNA. RefSeq lists its product as hypothetical. The record is from RefSeq and is a predicted model, not a curated record. The transcript has a single exon. NCBI's taxonomy places the organism in Eukaryota, Ciliophora, Oligohymenophorea, Hymenostomatida, Tetrahymenidae.